Molecule: messenger RNA, 1244 nt
Organism: Cylicocyclus nassatus
Lineage: Eukaryota; Metazoa; Nematoda; Chromadorea; Rhabditida; Strongylidae
Source: the annotation of a GenBank genome assembly
GUGCGUUUCAAAUUCGUGACCAUUUGGUUUCGGUUUGGAAAGUAUUCUCAUGUUAUGGCCGUAACCUUACAUACGACUGUUGGUGACAUAAAAAUAGAGUUGUAUUGUCAAGAGUGUCCAAGAACUUGUGAGAAUUUCCUUGCUCUUUGUGCCAGUAACUACUACAACAACAACAUAUUUCAUAGGAAUAUCAAGGAUUUUAUGGUGCAAACUGGUGAUCCAACAGGAACUGGCAAAGGUGGUAAUAGUAUCUGGGGCGCACCUUUCGAGGACGAGCUCUCUGUAGAGCUUCGACACGACGGUCGAGGGACCGUAUCUAUGGCAAAUAACGGUCCCAAUACAAAUAAAUCACAAUUUUUCAUCACAUACGCUAAACAACCUCACUUGGAUCUGAAGUACACAGUCUUCGGCAGGGUUAUCGAUGGAUUCGAUGCGCUCGAUGAGCUUGAAACUAUCAAGGUUGACGCCAAAUAUCGCCCGGUUGUUGAACAGAGGAUACGUGACGUCACAAUCCAUGCCAAUCCUUUCGCGAUAUAGUGUUUCUGCACAGCUUGCUCUGGGGAUACCUCAUUUAGUGUCAAGGCCUUACUCAGUUGCUGAAAGUGACAAAUUAGAAAAAAGCAAAUUCAAGCAAUCUCAAGACUACUUUAGUCAAUACAUUGAAGAGUAUUACGAAGACGAUCAAGAGAAUGAACAGCGACCGAUCCCCGAAAAGACCAGGGACGAGCCUUUCGUGGAUUCGUUAGAUGGUCUCGUGACGGUUCUUAGACAGGAACGAGCGCAAAAUAUCGUUGUGCUCGCGCUCGGACAUGAUGGCCCUGGUGUCGUGGAUACUGUGGUCAUAUGUAGUCCCUUCAAUGCAAAGCAUGGCGCUGCUAUUGCGGAUAUGCUCAGAAAAGCUGGGAAGAUGACGGAACUGCAGACUAGAAAGUGCAGUGUACGCAGGAAUUUCGGCUGGUUCCAAAUUGAGCUGGGGAACAUGCAGGUCCAUGUCUUGGAUGAAGAAUCUCGCCAGAGGUACAAUUUAGAGUGUCUGUGGGGUCUUGAUGAGUUCGUGCUUGAUGAAAUCGAUGACUUUCCAUUGUAUCCACCAUCGCAGGUUGUGUAGACGGUCGCGUUACUGAUUUUGCAGCAAUGAAAGAUUGCUUGAGAACAUGCCUUUCUGCACGAAAUUUUUUGACAUAGUAUUUAUCUUUUUGUGAAGAGACAGAUGACAGUUUUCUCAUGGGCAUUCGAUUACAUGC